Molecule: messenger RNA, 1606 nt
Organism: Gadus chalcogrammus (walleye pollock)
Lineage: Eukaryota; Metazoa; Chordata; Actinopteri; Gadiformes; Gadidae
Product: probable G-protein coupled receptor 34
Exons: 2
Coding region: 225-1322 (365 amino acids)
Biological process (GO): G protein-coupled receptor signaling pathway
Cellular component (GO): membrane
Molecular function (GO): G protein-coupled purinergic nucleotide receptor activity
Source: RefSeq, a predicted model, not a curated record
UUCCAGGGAAAUUAUCUCCUGGCAGACUUCAAUAAUCCAUCGUCCAGAAGAACAAUUUGAUAGUGACUCAUUUCAAAAUGUGUUGUACAUAAAUGUUGUGGUUCAUUUUAAACAAAACUGACUGAAUGGUUGUUAGUUUUGCUCAAUGGCUUGUCCAAUUGUAUUAACUUUUUUUGCCCAUUCCUCAAUAAAUCAGAGGUGAAGAACCCAACAAGGACGACCUCAUGAAGUCAAACAUCCUCACCACAACAGCCAUGAUGGCUUUUCCUUUCAUGAACUCCAGUGGCCCAGACAGCCAGGUGUCGGUGGGCCCGUCCCCCGAGCCCGGCCCGCAUUGUCCCUCGGACACCAGCUCCAUGCGGAUCCCCCUGACGCUCUUCUACGCCCUCUUCGUCGUGCUCGGCCUGGCCGGGAACCUGCUGGCCCUGUGGGUGUUCCUGCUCGACCGCUCCAAGAAGGGCUCCGACAAGAAGGCCUCCGUGGACGUGCUCCUGGUCAACGUGGCGCUGUCAGACCUGCUGCUGGUGGCCUGCAUGGCCUUCAGGGUGUGGUACCACGGGGUGCGCGGGGAGCGCUGGGAGCUGGGCGCCACCAUGUGUCAUGUGGUGCACAACUUGUUCGCCAUGAACAUGUUCAUCAGCAUCGUGCUGCUGGGGCUGAUCAGCGUCGACCGUUACGUGAAGAUCAGCCGAGGCGGGGUGCCGCUGCAGCGGCCCCGCGGUCUGCCGAUGAGGUGCGGCUGGAGAACUGCCGCCUGUGCCCUCAUCUGGGCCCUGGCGCUGGCCUUUACCCUGCUGAUGACCCUGCUCGGCGAGGAGACUCCCAAGGAGCUCAACAGAUGCUUCCAGUAUAAGUCACUCCAGCACUCCAAGUGGAAGGGCUACCGCAACCUCAUAAUGGUGGUCGUCGUCUGGAUCAGCUACGGCUGCAUGGUGGUGUGCUACGUCAAGAUCGCCUUCAAGCUGCUGAGGACGUCCAAGGAGAAGCCCGACCUGCCCAACGCGGCCCGCUAUGCCCGGACGGCCAAAAAGUCCUUCUUCAUCCUCUUCCUCUAUACCGUGUGCUUCUUGCCCCACCACAUAGUGCGCGUCUUCUACAUCGUCACCCAGAUCACCGACACGUCCUGCUACUGGAGGGGCGUGGUCUACCAGGCCAAAGAGGUGGCCCUGCUCUUCUCUGCACUCAACAGCUGCCUGGAUCCCAUCAUGUACUUCCUGCUGUCGUCGUCCAUGAGGAAGCAGGUGAUGCGGUUGCUGGGCAGCGUCAGGCAGGACCUUCCCGAGACAGCCGUUGACCGGGCUGGUGGGCGUCUUCGGGAAUAAUACGGCUGACAUUACAAGAUGGGGAAGGGGAAUGCCAGCGAGAAUGGAAACCUAUGUAUAUGUAUUCCACAGCUACAACAGAAUUCUUAUUUUUCUACUGAGGCAUUCUACUCUGUAAUUUCUGAACAGGAGAACGUUGCUAUGGACACGUUUUCAACUGUUAAAUAUUUUCUUGCCGUUAUAUUUUGUGUCAAAUUAUUUUUUAUCAAACAUGCAUUAAAAAUGAUUAUGAAUGUAUUAUUUAUUGGGAAAUGUAUGAAGAAAUAAAUACUUGAAUGUUUCCU